Molecule: messenger RNA, 4263 nt
Organism: Patella vulgata (common limpet)
Lineage: Eukaryota; Metazoa; Mollusca; Gastropoda; Patellidae
Exons: 1
Coding region: 350-1267 (305 amino acids)
Biological process (GO): transcription by RNA polymerase I
Source: RefSeq, a predicted model, not a curated record
AGAACGCUAGAUUGCGACGGUCCUGCACAUUUUAACACAAAUGACGUCAUAUGUGGGUUAGGGUAAGCAUAGAAAUAUAUAAAUUAUAUAUUUCUAUGAGGGUAAGGACCUGCAGAUUUCGUCAAAGUCUCGAGAUGGAAGCAGGGCUAGCGUUAACCCUAACCCUGGGAAAAGCCUUACCCUGACGUCAUAUGUGCGGGACCGUCUCCGAUCAAGCGGUCUCCUAUUUUGACAAACACGUGUUCCUCUGUAGCAGACGGUUUGUGAUAUUAUUAUCAUAUUUGUUUUAAAAAGAUGAUUUUGACUCCAACAAUCUAUUCAAAAUCGACUAGGCCUAUUUUUGUUGCAAAUGAGUAGACUAAACAACGACCUAUUAAAACUAGCGAAACACGUUUCAGAUAAGCUAGAUAACCCCUCAGAUACAGAAUCGAUAGGCCUACUAGAUUUUGAUUUUCGGUCAGAUGGAAAGUCUGAACGACAGCUGCCCACGUCGACAGCACCGGUUGACAAUUUCAUAAAACCAAAACUCCUGCCACCAAAAUCAAAGAAAACAAUUGUAUGUUUAAAUCAUAAAAUGUCAAGUAGUGAAAAACAAAGUUCAGAUGAAUCUGACCAAGACGAACGGAUUCCAGAAGAUAAAAAUAAAGUAAAUGAAGUUGAGAAAAUACCGAGGGGAACAUCCACAAAUUAUAUUGUUGGCUCUGGUAAUGGUAUGGAAGAAGUUAUAAUAGAAAACAGUAGCAUUUUGCCGAUUGAUGACUUGUCUGAUGAGGAUGAACUAUGGCUUAUAAUUGCACCCCAAGAAUAUAAUGUGAAAAAACAGCACGUGGACAUGACCUGUCGACAACAACUAAAAGGGGGAAAGUUUGAAAUUCAGUUUUUCAGUCAGACUGGCAAUGAAAAUAAAAUGAUGACUCUGCUAUCAGACAAAAAUCAGUUUAUCAAUGGCCCAUCAUUUAAAGGGUGCUGUCAAAUAUCAGAGAGAUUACAGACAUUUUCACCUGUCUAUCAUGAUAGUGUUGCUAAAGAAAAUCCAAUUCCUGAAGGUCUUAAGAAAAGAUACAUACCAUUUGGAGCAAAUGUUAUUGAGAAUGGGUUCGAAAAAGACAAAAAGGGAGGGAUCCUAUCAAAGAGAUCUUCCAAACGAAAGCAUGAGACAGAAAGUAAAGUUGGAGGCAAGAAUUUGGCAAAAAAACAGGAUUCUGAACCGAGUUCUGCUUCUCCUAUUAAAAAAAAGAAAAAGAAAAGGGACCAUGUUGAUAGUUAAUAUGUAUGUUUUUUUGUCCCCCGCCUUUCGAAGAAAGCAGGGGACUAUUAAAAUGGGUUCGUCCGUCUGUCUGUCUGUCCGUCUGUCUGUCCGUCUGUCUGUCCGUCCGUCUGUCUGUCUGUCACACUUUUUGGGACACAAUAACUCUCUUCCUAAUUGAGCUAGAAUGUUCAAACUUGGUGUAUGUGUUUAUUAGGUCAAUGCCUUGAUGGAGUUCGAAGAUGAGCAUUUUCCGCUUAGGGUAAGCAGAGAUAAGCAAUUUGAUUGGUUGAUGCUUUGGGACACGAUAACUCUCUUCCUAAUUGGGCUAGAAUGUUCAAACUUGGUGUAUGUGUUGAUUAGGUCAAUGCCUUGAUGGAGUUCGACGAUGAGCAUUUUCCGCUUAGGGUAAGCAGAGAUAAGCAAUUUGAUUGGUUGAUGCUUUGGGACACGAUAACUUUUAAUUGAGCUAGAAUGUUCAAACUUGGUGUAUGUGUUUAUUAGGUCAAUGCCUUGAUGGAGUUCGAAGAUGAGCAUUUUCCGCUUAGGGUAAGCAGAGAUAAGCAAUUUGAUUGGUUGAUACUUUGGGGCACGAUAACUCUCUUCCUAAUUGAGCUAGUAUGUUCAAACUUGGUGUAUGUGUUGAUUAGGUCAAUGCCUUGAUGGAGUUCGAAGAUGAGCAUUUUCCGCUUAGGGUAAGCAGAGAUAAGCAAUUUGAUUGGUUGAUGCUUUGGGACACGAUAACUUUAGUUCUAAUUAAGUGAGAUUGAUGAAACUUGGUGUAUAGUUUCAUUACAGUAAUACCUUGACUAAGUUUGAUAAUGAGCAUUUUCUGCUCAGGGUAAGCAGAGCGAUACGCAAUUUGAUUUUUAUAUGUGUCCUCUAAUUAUUUUCCUAUUUCGGCGGGGGACAUCAGCCUCACUGUUGGCUUGUUAAUUCAAGGUACCAGCUAGUGUUGCAUAAAAUAUUGCUAAAUUUGCAAUAUUCCCUUGAUACUGUCAUGUAAAUGUGAGGUUUUUUUGUGAUACAGACUUGACAAAUUUGAAUUUAAAAAAAUGGCAUCCUGUUGUCCUUUAACACUUGGCAAAUUCCAGUACCGGUACAGUACAUCUAGCCUCGGCUGUAUGACGAAGUCCCCCAUAGGAAAUACUUUCAAGUUCCCGAAUUACCAAUGGUGUUACUUGCCCAUGACGACACCUUUGAAGAAUGUUUUAUCAUAUAAAUAUUUCAAACUCUGAAGCUGUUUAUCUUUCAAGUUUAUCCGAUUUUCUUCAAACAUGCAAGGACAACUUUGCAUUGAAAUUUCUAAACACGCUUCGAACGAUUCAAUUUUGAUAACUUAAACUUCUUUUUAAAAGUUUUCCUAUUACGUAAAUUGGUGCCGUAUCGCAAUUGUAUAGGCGUAGGCACAUAUCACUUACCGUCAUACAACAGAGGCUAGAUGUAGAGUAACGGAAUCUGCCAAGAUUUGCCAAGUGGUCCUUUAACUGGGAUUACUGUUAAAAUGGGUCUGUCCAUCCGGCUGUCUGUCUGUCCGUCACUUUUUGGAACACAAUAACUCUCCUUCAAAUUGAGCUAGAAUGUUAAAAGUUCAGACUUUGUGUAGGUGUUUAUUAGUUGAAUGCGUUGAUGGAGUUCGAAGAUGAGCAUUUUCUUCUUAGGGUAAGCAGAGAUAAGCAAUUUGAUUGAUUGAUGAUUUGGGACAAAAUGACUUUGGUUCUAAUUUAUUUAAGUGAGAGUGAUGAAACUUGUGUAUAGUUUCAUUACAUCAAUACCUUGAGUAAGUUCGAUAAUGAACAUUUUCUGCUCUAAGUAAGCAGAGAGAUAAGCAAUUUGAUUGGUCAAGACUUUGGAACGCAAUAACUCUCCUUCUAAUUGAGGUGCAAUGUUCAAACUUGGUGUCUCCAUCCUUGAUGGAGUUCGAAGAUGAGUAUUUUAUGUUUAGGGUAAGCAGAGAUGAGCAAUUUGAUUGGUUGAUGCUUUGAGACAUGAUAACUUUCGGCUCAGGGUAAGCAGAGUGAUAAGCAAUUUGAUUGGUCGAGACAUUGGAGCUUGACAACUUUGAUUCUAUUAAAUUGAGUGAUAGUGGUGGAACUUUGUGUGUAGUUUCAUUACAACAAUACCUUGCUUAAUAAAGUUCGACGCUGAGCAUUUGCUGCUUGGACAAAGUAGAGACUUCAAGCUGAUUGGUAGAGACUUUGGAACACAAUAACUCUCCUAAUUGAGGUAGAAUGUUCAAACUUGGUGUAGGUCAGUUUCUAUUAGGUGAAUGCCUUGACAGAGUUCGAUCAUGAGCAUUUUCCACUUAAGCUAAGCAGAGAUAAGCAAUUUCAUUGGUUGAGACCAUGGUACACGAUAACUUUGGUUCUAAUUGGGUGAGAGCGAUGAAACUCGAGAGUAUAGUUUCAUUAUAUUGAUACCUUGACUAAGUUCGAUGAUGUGAAUAUUCUGCUUAGGCUAAGUAAGGAACAUAACAACUCUGCUUUUAAUUGAGGUAGAAUGUUUAAACUUGAUGUAGAUGUUCAUUAGGUGAAUGUCUUGACUGAGUUCAAUGAUUAACAUUUCCCAGUAAAGCUAAGCAGAGCUUAGCAAUUUCAUUGGUCGAUGCUUUGGGACAAGAUAACAUUGAAUUUAACUGAUGGAGAGUGAUGCGGCUUAGUGUAUAGUUUCAUUACCAGGUACUUAAAACCCUUGACUGAAUUUGAUUGUGAACAUUUUAUACUUAGACUAAGUAUCAGUUUGAUUGCUCAAUACUUUUGAAAAAGAUAAAUGUGCAAUUAAUUAAUGUGUCAUCUAUUUAUGUUUGGGAUUUUGAUGGGAACAUCAUCCUCACUGUUGGCUUGUUGUAAUUAUAAUGAAGACAAAAGUUGUAAUUCAGUACUUCAAUAAAAGACAGAUCAAAAUAGUUUUUACCACAUUAAAAGACCGUCUAGUGUGGUGGUUACAAUCAGUGCACACAUCUUGUCAAACCUUCAUAGGCUAAUAUUUUCGCUCAGAAUAAAGUAAUUUAAAUGAAA